This is a messenger RNA of Aquila chrysaetos chrysaetos, 8201 nucleotides long. It is a transcript of the gene PIEZO1, whose product is annotated as piezo type mechanosensitive ion channel component 1. Gene Ontology annotation, molecular function: mechanosensitive monoatomic ion channel activity; monoatomic cation channel activity. Gene Ontology annotation, biological process: cellular response to mechanical stimulus; detection of mechanical stimulus; regulation of membrane potential. Gene Ontology annotation, cellular component: plasma membrane; endoplasmic reticulum. The record is from RefSeq and is a predicted model, not a curated record. NCBI's taxonomy places the organism in Eukaryota, Metazoa, Chordata, Aves, Accipitriformes, Accipitridae.
UAAAGGCGACUAGAACGGGGCGGGGGAAAAGAAGCGCGUCCGUUCGCUGCGCUCCGGGACCGGCCAGCGGGGCCUGCCCAGCCCCGGCGGGGCGGAACGGCACGGUGGGGUUCGGUGGGGCAUGGGCCGGGCCCCCCAACCCCCCCAGGCCCCCCCCGCCGCCGCCGCCGCCUGAAGGGAUGGAGCGGCGGGCGCUGUGUGCGGGGCUGUACUGGCUGCUGCUGCCGCUCGCCCUGCUCGCCGCCUGCCUCUUCCGAUUCAACGUCCUCUCCUUGGUGUACCUGCUCUUCCUACUGCUCCUGCCCUGGUUCCCGGGGCCCACCCAGCACUCUGCCGGAGGUCACACCAGCCGCCUCCUCAAAGCUCUUCUGGGGACCAGCAUCCUCUUCCUCCUCGCCCACUUCGUUUUCCAAAUAUGCCUAUACACGCUGCCCAUCCUGGACCAGCUGCUGGGGCCCAGCUGCAGCACCUGGGAGGUCCUCGCCCGGCACAUCGGGGUCACCAGGCUGGACUUGAGCGACAUCCCCAAUUCGGUGCGUCUCGUGGCACCCGACGUUGGCAUCCUGCUGGCCUCGUCCCUCUGCCUGUGCCUGUGCCGCCGUCUCGUCCCCAAGGCCGGUGCUGCCGCCCGCGGCCGGAGGCCGGAGUCCGUGGACCCCCGUGAGCGGGGGGAAGAGGAGGACGUGGAGCGGCGCGGCGGCACGGCCGACGGGGACACGCCGCUGAGCGCCAGGCUGCGGGUGACGGCUCACUGGCUGCUCUGGGCGGCCGGGAAGGGCCUGGCCAUCCUGCUGCUGGCCUUGGCCGGGAUCACCCUGCCCUCCGCCUCCUCCAGCGUCUACUACCUGCUCUUCGUGGGGCUGUGCACGUGGUGGGCUUGCCACCUCCCCACCAGCCGCCUGGCCUUCGACACCCUCUGCUUCCUCGUCGGCGUCUACGCCGGCGGCCACCUCCUCUGCCUCUAUGCCUACCAGACGCCCUUCGUCCAGGGGGUCUUCCCGCCCCCCACCAUCUGGGCACGGCUGUUCGGCUUCAAGGACGUGGUCCUGUACCGCAACUGCUCCCGGCCCAACGCCCUGGUGCUCAACACCGGCCACCCCUGGCCCGUCUACGCCAACCCCGGCAUCCUGCUCCUGCUCUACUACACCGUGGCCACCCUGGUGAAGCUGCGCCGGCUGGAUGCCAGGAGAACCGCGGUGCCGGCACAGCCGCCGGCAAGGUGCUCGGCGAGGGAGCUGGUGGAGCUGGAGAGCUGGCCCAAGGACACCGACGGCGUGGCCGAGGACACCAAGCCCAUGCUAUCCCCCAGCACCGGGAAGCCGGGCAGCGGUGCCGAGAACUGCACCGUCCACGUCAUGGGCAACUCACCGCAGCCGGGCAGGAGGCGUCCGGCGGAGCGGCUGCCCCUGCACGCCCUGGGCCACGUCAUCAUGAACCAGAGCUACGUCUGUGCCCUCAUCGCCAUGAUGGUGUGGAGCAUCACCUACCACAGCUGGCUGACCUUCGUGCUGCUGCUCUGGGCAUGCCUCAUCUGGACGGUGCGGAGCCGGCAUCACUUCGCCAUGCUCUGCUCGCCUUUCCUCCUCCUCUACGGCAUCGCUCUCUGCAGCCUGCAGUACGUCUGGGGUAUGGAUCUGGCCCCCGAGCUGCCCACCCGCGUCGGCUUCAUGAGCCUCGAACAGUUGGGGCUGGUGCACCCCAAAUAUCCCUGCUUGGACCUGGGGGCCAAGCUCCUGCUCACCCUCACCUUCUGGCUGCUGCUGCGGCAGUUCGUUAAGGAGAAGCUGCUAACGAGGAGGUGCCCGGCCACCCCGCUCCUGGAGGUGACCGUCUCGGACACGGAGCCCAGCCGGCAGCGGGACGUGCUGAAGGCGCUGGGGGUCCUGGUGCGGGAUUUCUAUGCCAAAUACUGGAUCUGCGUCUGCGCCGGCAUGUUCAUCGUGGUGAGCUUCGCCGGGCGCCUCGUCGUCUACAAGAUCGUCUACAUGUUCCUUUUCCUCCUCUGCCUCACCCUCUUCCAGGUGUACUACAGCCUGUGGCGCAAGGUGCUGAAGGGCUUCUGGUGGCUGGUGGUGGCGUACACCAUGCUGGUGCUCAUCGCCGUCUACACCUUCCAGUUUGAGGAUUUCCCCAUGUACUGGAGGAACCUGACGGGCCUCACCGACGAGCAGCUGGGCGACCUGGGUCUGGAGCAGUUCAGCGUCUCCGAGCUCUUCUCCAGCACCCUCAUCCCGGGCUUCUUCCUCCUGGCCUGCAUCCUCCAGCUCCAUUACUUCCACCGCCCCUUCAUGCACAUCACUGACCUGGAGCACAUCCCUGCUGCCACCAUGCCACCCUGCCACAUCCCCAGACCUGAGGAGCUGCACGGGAGCCGGCUGCUGCGGGAUGCGGCUGCUGCCGAGAAUGCCGGGACGGGUGACUCCGACACCGCGUCACAGGCGCCCACCAAAUGGGGACUGGUGCUGGAGCGCCUGAUCGUGCUGGGCUGGACCUUCUCGGACACGCUGACCCGCGGGCAGGUCUUCGUGGGGCGCCUGUUGGAGCUCCACAUCCUCAAGCUGGUGGCUCUCUACACCGUCUGGGUGGCCCUGCAGGAGGUAUCGCUGAUGAACUUCUUGCUGGUGCUGCUGUGGGCCUUCGCCAUGCCCUACUGCCGUUUCCGCCACAUGGCCUCCUGCCUCUCCACCGUCUGGACCUGCAUCAUCAUCGUCUGCAAGAUGCUCUACCAGCUCAAGAUCGUCGACCCCAGCGAGUACUCCAGCAACUGCACCCAGCCCCAGCUCAACGGCACCAACCUGAGCCCGGAGGAGCUGGGUAACUCCACGCUGUACCGCGGCCCCGUGGACCCUGCCAACUGGUUCGGCAUCCGCAAGGGCUACCCCAACCUGGGCUACAUCCAGAACCACCUCCUGGUGCUGCUGCUGCUGGUGUUCGAGGCGGUGGUGUACCGGCGCCAGGAGUAUUACCGCAAGCAGCACCAGCUGGUGGCCCCCGUCACCGAGACCAUCUUCGAGGACAUCUCCCGCGAGCAUCUCGACCACGGCCUCGGCAGCUGUGCCAAAUACUUCCUCAACUACUUCUACUACAAGUUUGGCUUGGAGAUCUGCUUCCUGAUGACAGUGAAUGUGGUCGGGCAACGGAUGAACUUCAUGGUGAUCCUGCACGGUUGCUGGCUGGUCGUCAUCCUGACGCGGCGCCGGCGGGCGGCCAUCGCCCGCCUCUGGCCCAAGUACUGCCUCUUCCUCGUCGUCUUCCUCCUCUACCAGUACUUGCUGUGCGUGGGCAUGCCGCCCGCCCUCUGCGUGGACUAUCCGUGGCGCUGGACCCGAGCCCUCCCUUUCAACUCGGCGCUCAUCAAGUGGCUCUACCUGCCUGACUUCUUCGUGGCCCCCAAAUCCACCAACCUCAUCAACGACUUCGCGCUGCUGCUGUGCGCGGCCCAGCAGUGGCGGGUCUUCGAGGCCGAGGGCACCGAGGAAUGGCUGCGGGCGGCCGGCGAGAACACCGACCGGCUCGACCUGGCACGGGACCCCCACAACCCCACGCCCAACUUCAUCCACUGCCGGUCAUACCUGGACAUGGCGAAGGUGGUGGUCUUCCGCUACCUCUUCUGGUUCGUCCUGGUGGUGGUCUUCAUCACCGGGGCCACCCGCAUCAGCCUCUUCGGCCUUGGCUACCUGCUGGCCUGCUUCUACCUCCUCCUCUUCGGCACCGCCAUGCUGCGCAAGCCGGCCCGGGCUCGCCUCGUGCUCUGGGACUGCCUCAUCCUCUACAACAUCACCGUCAUCAUCUCUAAAAACAUGCUGUCGCUCCUCUCCUGCGUCUUCGUGCAGCAGAUGCAGAGCAACUUCUGCUGGGUGAUCCAGCUCUUCAGCCUGGUCUGCACCGUCAAGGGCUACUACGACCCCAAGGAGAUGGGCAAGGACCAGGACUGCUCGCUGCCCGUGGAGGAGGCGGGCAUCAUCUGGGACAGCAUCUGCUUCUUCUUCCUCCUGCUCCAGCGCCGCGUCUUCCUCAGCUACUACUACUUGCACGUCAUGCUGGACCUCCAGGCCUCUGCCCUGCAGGCUUCCAGGGGCGUCGCGCUGUUCAAGGCCAGCACCCUGAAGAGCAUGCGCUCCCACCGGCAAGCCGAGAAGAAGUCGCUGGCCCAGCUGAAGCGGCAGAUGGAGCGGAUCCGAGCCAAGCAGGAGAAGUACCACCAGGAGCGGCUGCCCCGCGGCACUGGCGAGGGGCAGGAUGAGGCCAGGCCAGCACCCGGCAGCCCGGCGGACCCUUCCCGGCAGAGGGAGCGGUGGUGGCGGCCAUGGUUAGACCACGCCGCAGUGCUGCAUUCGGGGGAAUACUUCCUCUUCGAGUCGGACAGCGAGGAGGAGGAGGAGGCAGCGGUGCCGGAGGAGCCGCAGCCGGGCAGGCAGAGCGCCUUCCAGCUCGCCUACCAGGCCUGGGUGACCAACACCAGGACGGCACUGCGGCAGCAGGAGCAGCCGGAGGCAGCCGGUGCCGAGGUCGCUGCAGGGGACAGCGGAGGGAGGGAGGAGGAGUUGGAAGCACCUGAAGAGGCUGAAGGCCAGGAGGAAGAGGAGGAGGAAGGCUCCGAGCGGGGCAACGUGGUGCAGCGAGUGCUGAACACCCUGCGGUUCCUGUGGGUGCUGUGCCGGGCCAUGGUGGACGGGCUGACCCAGUGGCUGGACGCCUGCACGCGGGAGCACACCGACAUGUCCACCGUCCUGUGCCUCGAGAGAUACGUCCUCACGCGCCGGCUGGCCACGGGAGAGGACGUGCACCGCGGGGUCCUGGACGAGCUCUACCUGCUGCCGCCGGAGGAGCCCCCAGCUGAGGAGCUGAGCGCACGGGGGGCCGGGGGUGCGGACCCCCAAAACGGCGUCGCUUCCAGCGGGCACCAAGGAGCAACCCCCGGCCCGGCGGGAUGCCCGCUGCCCACCGGCAGCCAGGAGCAGGUGACAAUUUCGGAGAGCCAGGAGGACGUGGCUGGGUCUCAGGAGCUCCUGGCCUUGCCCCAGAACCGGAGCCGGACGGCCAGCGAGCUCCUCCUGAGCAGGCGGCUGUACUUCCCCGAGCUGGAAGAGUCGGAGCGGUUUUAUCGGUCCCACAACCGGUUCCUGAAGCUGCUGCUGGCCGGGUACCGCUGCGUGGCCGCCCACUCCGAGCUGCUCUGCUACUUCAUCAUCAUCCUCAACAACAUGGUGACUGCCUCCGUCAUCUCCCUCUUCCUGCCCAUCCUCGUCUUCCUCUGGGCCAUGCUCUCCAUCCCCCGGCCCACCAAGCGCUUCUGGAUGACCGCCAUCAUCUUCACCGAGGUGAUGGUGGUGGUGAAAUACCUCUUCCAGUUUGGGUUCUUCCCUUGGAACGGCUACACCAUGCUGGUGCGCAACGAGGGCAAGCCCUUCUUCCCACCCCGCAUCCUGGGCUUGGAGAAGACCGACCGCUACAUCAAGUAUGACCUCAUCCAGCUCCUGGCCCUCUUCUUCCAUCGCUCCCUGCUGCUGUCCUACGGGCUGUGGGACCACGAGGAGGACUCCUUCCCCAAGAAGAAGGCAGAGCGGGUGGAGGACGAGGAAGAAGAGGAGAGGCGGGAGGAAGCAGCGUCCCCCGUGGGUGAGGAAGGGACGGAGGUGCCGGCAGAGCCGGGGGCACCGGGCGCAGCCGCGGGGCCGGAGCCGGAGGGUGAUGCCGUGGGGCAGGAGAAGGGGGCCGGGGCGACGCAGCUCCGCUUCAGGAGGAAGAGGCGAUGGGGGAAGAAGCAGCCGGAGGCGGCUCCGGAGGAAGGGGAUGGGGAGGAGGAGGAGGAGGAAGAGGAAGAGGCAAAACAGAGCCACGCUCAGAAGAAACUGAAGGCGUUUGGGCUGCAGGUCAAGCUCUUCUUCCUCACCAUGGCGCAGAACAUGUACCGGCCGGUGCGCGGGUUCUUCUGGGACAUCCUGCACACCCAGCACCGGGCGGCCACCGACGUCUACGCCUUCAUGUUCCUGGCCGACGUGGUCGACUUCAUCAUCAUCAUCUUCGGCUUCUGGGCUUUCGGGAAACACUCAGCGGCCGCCGACAUCACCUCCUCGCUGUCGGAUGACCAAGUGCCAGAGGCCUUCUUGGUCAUGCUGCUCAUCCAGUUCACCACCAUGGUCAUCGACCGCGCGCUCUACCUCCGCAAGACCGUGCUGGGCAAGCUCAUCUUCCAGGUCAUCUUGGUCUUCAGCAUCCACCUCUGGAUGUUCUUCAUCCUGCCGGCUGUCACCGAAAGGUUGUUCAGCCUCAACACGGUGGCCCAGCUGUGGUACUUCGUGAAGUGCAUCUACUUCUCGCUGUCCGCCUACCAGAUCCGCUGCGGCUACCCCACCCGCAUCCUGGGCAACUUCCUCACCAAGAAAUACAACCACCUCAACCUCUUCCUCUUCCAGGGGUUUCGCCUCGUGCCCUUCCUGGUGGAGCUGCGGGCCGUCAUGGACUGGGUCUGGACGGACACCACGCUGUCCCUCUCCAACUGGAUGUGCGUGGAGGACAUCUACGCCAACAUCUUCAUCAUCAAGUGCAGCCGCGAGACGGAGAAGAAAUACCCCCAGCCCAAGGGGCAGAAGAAGAAGAAGAUCGUGAAGUACGGCAUGGGGGGCCUCAUCAUCCUCUUCCUCGUGGCCAUCAUCUGGUUCCCGCUGCUCUUUAUGUCGCUGGUGCGCUCCGUGGUGGGCGUUGUGAACCACCCCAUUGACGUCACCGUCACCCUCAAGCUGGGGGGGUACGAGCCGCUGUUCACCAUGAGCGCCCAGCAGCAAUCCAUCCAGCCCUUCACCCCCCAGGACUACGAAGCCCUCACCAACCAAUUUGAGAGGCAGCCGGUGGCCAUGCAGUUCAUCACGCUGUACGGCUACGAGGACAUCGUGAGGGCUCGCAUCGAGGGCAGCUCGGGCUCGCUCUGGAGCAUCAGCCCCCCCAGCCGGGAACAGAUGCGACGAGAGCUGCAGAACGGCUCCUCCGACAUCACCCUCCGCCUCACCUGGACCUUCCAGAGGGACCUGGGCAAAGGGGGGACGGUGGAGCACACCUUCGACAAGCACACCACCGACCUGCAGCCCGGCGCGCCCCAGCGCAUGGAGCUGGCCCAGCUGCUGCAGGGCACCCGUGAUGCCCCCGUGCAAGUGCCCAAACUCUUCCCCAAAUACAUCCGGGCGCCCAACGGUCCCGAAGCCAACCCCGUCAAGCAGCUGCUGCCAGACGGGGAGGACAGCUACCUGGACGUGGAGGUGCAGCUGAAACGGGAGCGUGCGGGUGCCGGCCGAGGGGGUGACAGCUUUUUGGAGUGGUGGGUGGUACGGCUGAAGGAGGCCACCCCCAGCGACGGCAACAUCCUCCCCAUGAUCAUCUUCAACGAUAAAGUCAGCCCCCCCAGCCUGGGCUUCUUGGCUGGCUACGGGAUCAUGGGGCUGUAUGUCUCCAUCGUGCUGGUGAUCGGGAAGUUCGUGCGGGGUUUCUUCAGCGAGAUCUCGCACUCCAUCAUGUUCGAGGAGCUGCCCUGCGUGGACCGCAUCCUGAAGCUGUGCCAGGACAUCUUCCUGGUGCGGGAAACGGGCGAGCUGGAGCUGGAGGAAGAGCUCUACGCCAAGCUCAUCUUCCUCUACCGCUCCCCCGAGACCAUGAUCAAGUGGACGCGGGAGAAGGAGUAAGGGGAAGGGGCUCUGGGCCCCCCCCCCCCUUCCCGGGGACAUCACCGCCAAUGCCUUAACCAGUCCCCCCCCCCCGCAACAAGCUGGGGCCGUAUCUUGCUGGGGGAGGCAGUGGGACGCAGGGUGCUCGGCGCUCGCUUUUAGGGAGGAUGUUUUUCUUGCCGUCUGACCUGCGGAGACCACGUCGUGCCUUCCCGGGGUGGGGGACAGGAGCCGGCCCCCCCCCCCCCCCCCGCUGGGCACCCCUGGCUGCCAGGUGGAGGGGGGGUUGGUCCGGAGCCAGCCUGUGCCCCCUCCCCGCUCUCCCCAGCCCUGCUCCAGAACCAGGUUGAACUCAAAAGCAAUAGCCCCCCAGCCCCAGGACAGGGGGGCCCUGGGUCAUGGCCCCCCCAAACAGGGGUGGGGGCUGGCAGCCCCAGCUGGACUCUAGACACUUGUGACUUUGGUUUUGUUUGGUUUUUUUUUUUUUUUUUUUAUUAAUUCAAAUGGUUUAUUUAUACAGAUAUCUAAUAAAACAAAGCUGAGGCC